CGCACAUAGCAAACAAGAAGACAACACACAACACUAACAUACUCAUAAGCAGACAACACUCACACCGAUCACCCACCCACAUAUCACCCUUACAAGAGCAUGGCGGAAGAGACGUACACCUGUGUUCGGCAGGGAGAGCAGGUGAUUGCCACGGCGGUGGCUAACCCCACAGCGGCAUUCAAGACGCGGAUGUGCGAAACAGGGCAUGUGAUCAUUUGUUGCCUGCCGCCGUUCUGGUGGGCCCUGCCCUGCAUCAGUUCCAUCUCGUGUUGCGAAGCCUCUGCUGCAAAGUCCCGUGCUCGCCGUGCGCGGCUCAUCCUGACCAACAAGGCCCUGUACGUUGAAGGCGAUGCUUCCGCCAUGCUGCCUCGUAUCCCCCUCGAUGAACUGGGCUCUGUCAGCCUGUCGGCGCCAGACACCUGCCUCGACGCGUCGAACCCGAACCACCAAGACUUUAACAUCACGAUGCGUGGCAAGAGCCAACCCAUGUACUCCCUACCGUGCGUUGUUGACCCGCAGCCUUUCAUUGACAAGGUCUUCCAGGCAAAGGGGGCCUUUGAGGCGAACGAAAGAAGCGCAGACGCCGCCGCUCAGCAACCACAGCCCUUCUCACACCCGCAGCAGCAGCCGCCGCAGCCCAUCUCGCACCAACCACAGCCCAACUCGCACCAACCACAGCCCAACUCGCACCAACCACAGCCUAUGCAUCAGGCCCAACAAUAUGCGCAGCACCAACAGUUUGCCGCUGCCGCACACCGCACCCAAAUUCCAGGCGCCUUGUAUCCUCCUCAACCGUCAGCACCCAUGCUUCCAGGAGUAUACAACGGCUCGGCGCCAGCUGCCUCCAGCUCUCAGCAGCCGCCUUCCUACGACGAUGCCACAAAUCAUCCUGGCCCAGCAGCAAACGCAAGCGGCAAGGACAAGAGCACAGAUGGCAGUGAUCCGGACCGCAAGCGUGUGUUUGUGACGCUCCAGACCAACCCGAGCCAGCGAGCCAUCAUCGUGCUGGGGAAGGACGACACGUGGCACACGUUCACGUAUGCGGUGCUGCAGAAGCUUGGCGUAGCAAGCACAUGCACGCCAGAGCGGGUGCGCGUAUUCCUGAAUGGGUUUGAAGCACGCACCCUUGAAGACAUCAGCAAUGAUGACAGGCUCGACAUUGUGCUGUGAUGUUUUGUGCGUGCGUGUGUGUGUGUGUGUUUUCGACUCGUUCUCUGUAAAAGCUUAUUUGCAUUCGCUGUUACAACUUUGUGGUUGGCAAACCUCGCGUACAUGAGUGCGCGUUCUUGGUGUUGAUCCCUGUCUGUCUGCUUUCCUUGCCGCUGUGCAAUGCCCUGUGUUCUUGGCUGAAGUGCUGGUCAUUUCCGUCCACAGACACACACAGACAGACACAGAGAAGUACACGUCCGACUAACAGCAAUCACAUACAUAC
Messenger RNA from Salpingoeca rosetta, 1432 nucleotides. RefSeq lists its product as uncharacterized. The transcript has 2 exons. NCBI's taxonomy places the organism in Eukaryota, Choanoflagellata, Craspedida, Salpingoecidae. Bases 100 to 1170 code for a protein of 356 amino acids. The record is from RefSeq and is a predicted model, not a curated record.